GCCCGCGCCUCCCCGUCCCUUCCUGUUCUUCUGCUCCGGGCCUCGCUCGCCGCGGGCCGCAGUCCGUGCGCGCAGGCGGCGGCCGGGUGUCUGGGACGCAGUAUGCAGGCGCGCUACUCGGUGUCGGACCCCAACGCCCUGGGAGUGGUGCCCUACUUGACCGAGCAAAACUACUAUCGGGCAGCGGGCAGCUACGGCAGCAUGGCCAGCCCCAUGGGCGUCUACUCUAGCCACCCGGAGCAGUACGGCGCCGGCAUGGGCCGCUCCUACGCGCCCUACCACCACCAGCCCGCGGCGCCCAAGGACCUGGUGAAGCCGCCCUACAGCUACAUCGCGCUCAUCACCAUGGCGAUCCAGAACGCGCCUGAGAAGAAGAUCACCCUGAACGGCAUCUACCAGUUCAUCAUGGACCGUUUCCCCUUCUACCGCGAGAAUAAGCAGGGCUGGCAAAACAGCAUCCGCCACAACUUGUCGCUCAACGAGUGCUUCGUGAAGGUUCCGCGCGACGACAAGAAGCCGGGCAAGGGAAGCUACUGGACGCUCGACCCGGACUCCUACAACAUGUUCGAGAAUGGCAGUUUCCUGCGGCGGCGCCGGCGCUUCAAGAAGAAGGACGUGCCCAAGGACAAGGAGGAGCGGGUCCACCUCAAGGAGCCGCCCCCGGCCGCAGCCAAGGGGACCCCGGUAGCUGACGGACCCAAGGAGGCAGAGAAAAAAGUAGUGGUCAAGAGCGAGGCGGCAUCACCCGCGCUGCCGGUCAUCACCAAAGUGGAGACGCUGAGCCCGGAAGGCGCACUGCAAGCCAGUCCCCGCAGCGCAGCCUCCACGCCCGCCGGUUCCCCGGACGGUUCGCUGCCAGAGCACCACGCUGGGGCGCCCAACGGGCUGCCAGGCUUCAGCGUGGAGACCAUCAUGACGCUGCGCACGUCGCCUCCGGGCGGCGAUCUUAACCCAGCGGCUGCCCGCGCCGGCCUGGUGGUGCCGCCGCUGGCGCUGCCGUACGCCGCAGCGCCACCCGCCGCUUACGCGCAGCCGUGCGCGCAGGGCCUGGAGACCGCGGGCUCCGCGGGCUACCAGUGCAGCAUGCGGGCUAUGAGCUUGUACACCGGGGCCGAGCGGCCGGCGCACGUGUGCGUUCCGCCCGCGCUGGACGAGGCUCUGUCGGACCACCCGAGUGGUCCUGGCUCCCCACUCGGCGCUCUCAACCUUGCGGCGGGUCAGGAGGGCGCACUGGGAGCCUCGGGCCACCACCACCAGCAUCACGGCCACCUCCACCCACAGGCGCCGCCGCCAGCGCCGCAGCCCCCUCCCGCGCCGCAGCCUACUACCCAGGCCACCUCCUGGUAUCUGAACCAUGGCGGGGACCUGAGCCACCUCCCCGGCCACACGUUCGCGACCCAACAGCAAACUUUCCCCAAUGUCCGGGAGAUGUUCAACUCGCACAGGCUGGGACUGGACAACUCGACCCUCGGAGAGUCCCAGGUGAGCAAUGCAAGCUGUCAGCUGCCCUACCGAGCUACGCCGUCCCUUUACCGCCAUGCGACCCCCUACUCCUACGACUGCACCAAAUACUGACGCGCCCAGUUCGCCUCUGCCCCAGGCCAGCACCGGCUUCGCCUCCCCAUGGAACCCUCUUCGACAGAGCCGCAGAAAGCGACGGAACGCGCUCCUCUCUCAGACCCGGGAACGGAGAGCUCAGUGCAUCUCGCAGGUAACUUACCCGAAGCUGGGUUCCUGAGAUUC
This is a messenger RNA of Acomys russatus (golden spiny mouse), 1743 nucleotides long. RefSeq names its product forkhead box C2 (gene Foxc2). Bases 103 to 1575 code for a protein of 490 amino acids. NCBI's taxonomy places the organism in Eukaryota, Metazoa, Chordata, Mammalia, Rodentia, Muridae. Gene Ontology annotation, molecular function: RNA polymerase II cis-regulatory region sequence-specific DNA binding; DNA-binding transcription factor activity, RNA polymerase II-specific. Gene Ontology annotation, biological process: regulation of transcription by RNA polymerase II; anatomical structure morphogenesis; cell differentiation. The record is from RefSeq and is a predicted model, not a curated record. The transcript has a single exon.